AUGCGAGAUGUUCCAGCCUUCGUGGGGCAUCAUCCUUACUAUCAUGAUGCUCAAUAUUUCUUUUUCGGCCUCCAUAAAUUUUUGGCGACAAUUUUUGCAUCGCCAUCGACGUGCGCAUAUAAAAAUAAUCUUCAUAAAUGUACUUUUACCUUUACCUGUUGGCUGGUAGGAGGUACGUCACACGGUGGCUGCGGUGAAGAUUAUGAUUGGCUUUAUACGUGUUGCGUACCCAGUAGCACACCCAUAACCGGAGGUUUAGCUGGUAAAGGACCGACGGGUAGUAAACCAAAUUAUAAAAGAACUCCAAUAAAAAAACAUGAUCUCUAUCCGGUUCCACCACCUCCAUCUUGCGGAGUACCAGCCAUUCAAUUUAGAAAAAGAAUCAUAGGAGGAAAUGAAGCUUAUUUUGGAGAAUUUCCAUGGCAGGCUCAUAUAAGAAUAGCAGGGUACCAAUGUGGCGGUGUCCUGGUUAGUCAAUGGUUUGUCGUCACAGCUGCACACUGCAUACACAGAGCGAGACUGAGAGACAUAAAAGUUUUUCUCGGAGAAUACGAUACUCAAAAUACUGGAAAUUACAUAGAACCACUUCCGGAAGAAAUUCAUAAAGUAUCUAAAAAAAUUCUUCAUCCACAUUUUCAAUUUAAAAUAACUCAACCGGACAGAUUCGACAUUGCCCUUUUAAAAUUAUCUAGAAAAGUUCAAUAUAAAGAAAAUAUAUUACCAAUAUGUCUUCCAGAACAAUCUGACACAUUUGAAGGUUACAUAGGAGUCGUGGCCGGUUGGGGUAAAACUGAUACGACUUACGGUAAUACACUUGAACGAUUAUUUUUUUCUCGUUUUGUAAACGUCAUUAUUAUUAUUAUUAUUAUUAUUUUCCUUCACAAAGGAAAAUGGACGCUUGCGGGUAUAACAUCCGCUGGUUUUGGCUGUGCAGUAGAUCAUCAACCUGGAAUCUACCAUAAAGUGGCAUUCACGUCCAAAUGGAUAACAACGAUAAUUAACCGGGGCAAAUAA
Messenger RNA from Pediculus humanus corporis (human body louse), 1014 nucleotides. Its product is annotated as trypsin-beta, putative. Gene Ontology annotation, biological process: proteolysis. The coding region runs from base 1 to 1014 and encodes 337 amino acids. Lineage: Eukaryota; Metazoa; Arthropoda; Insecta; Psocodea; Pediculidae. The transcript is spliced from 7 exons. Gene Ontology annotation, molecular function: serine-type endopeptidase activity. The record is from RefSeq and is a predicted model, not a curated record.